Molecule: messenger RNA, 4938 nt
Organism: Rhineura floridana
Lineage: Eukaryota; Metazoa; Chordata; Lepidosauria; Squamata; Rhineuridae
Product: cytochrome P450 4B1-like
Exons: 12
Coding region: 238-1791 (517 amino acids)
Molecular function (GO): oxidoreductase activity, acting on paired donors, with incorporation or reduction of molecular oxygen; iron ion binding; monooxygenase activity
Source: RefSeq, a predicted model, not a curated record
UUGGCUAGAUUUCUGUUCUUUCAGUGAGAGUUCCGUACGGAGAGCUUUCGGGGAGAAAGAUGUGCUCUUUUUAAAGGCUAAUACUUCUGAUUCUCCUGGGAAUGCACCUGAGAUGAGACCAAUUUUCAACUGAAAGUGUUUAGAAUUAGGACUAGAACUUCUAUUAGACCUGGCACUUUGAGCAAUAGGAGCUCAACAGAAGCGGAAACAGAGCUAUCCACAAACCAAGGUGGAAGGAUGAAAACUGUGUCAGAGACGAUCAUGCCUUUUUGGUCUUGGCUGGCUUGGGAUUUCUCUCAUAUUUUCCACUUAUCAAUUAUUUUGGGCCUUACCUAUGUAGCCUUGAAAGCCAUCCAGCUAUAUUGGAGGGAACAGCACCUGGUCAAAGUCCUCAAAUGUUUUCCAGGACCUCCCACUCACUGGCUAUAUGGCCAUAUCAAAAUGAUGAUACCCACGGAAGAAUUCCGGAACACAAAAGCAUGGACAGAAAAAUAUCCGCACUGUCAUCCACUUUGGUAUGGAAGAUUCUUAGCUUUUCUGGGCAUCAACCACCCUGAAUAUGCAAAGGCAGCAUGCAGCAGAGGUGAUCCUAAGCCUCUUGUAACAUACAGGUUCCUAAUUCCAUGGAUUGGAAAGGGGUUACUUACCCUGAAUGGGCCAAAGUGGCAGCAGCACCGGAAACUCCUGACUCCCGGAUUCCAUUAUGAUGUCCUGAAGCCUUAUGUGGCUCUGAUGGCAGAAUCAGUCAAGGACAUGUUGGAUAUAUGGGAAAAGUUGAUCCUCAAAGACACCACAACUUCAGUGGAGAUGUUUGAACAUGUCAGUCUGAUGACUCUUGAUACCAUCAUGAAAUGUGCCUUCAGCUACAAGAGCAAUUGUCAGACAGACAGAGAUAAUUCCUACAUUCAAGCUGUCUUUGAUCUCAGUUUCCUGUUUUAUCAGAGAAUAAAAACACCUUUGCAUCACAGUGAUUUCAUUUACUGGUUGAGCUCCCAAGGGCGUCAAUUUCACAAAGCUUGCAGGCUAGCCCACCUUCACACAGAUAAUAUAAUAAAAAAGAGAAAGGAGUCUCUCAAGAAUGAGCAAGAGCUUGAAAAGAUCCUGAAGAAGAGGCGCUUGGACUUUCUGGAUAUUCUUCUUUGUGCAAAGGAUGAAAAUGGAAAUCCAUUAUCAGAUGAAGACAUACGUGCAGAGGUGGACACAUUCAUGUUUGAAGGUCACGAUACCACAGCUAGUGGAAUCUCUUGGCUGUUACACUGUAUGGCCCAGAACCCUGAACAUCAGCAGAGAUGCAGAGAGGAGAUAAAGGAGCUUCUUGGGCAACAGGAGGAUAUUCAAUGGGAUGACUUGGGAAAGAUGACAUACAACACCAUGUGCAUUAAAGAGAGCCUUCGGCUUUACCCUCCAGUACCCGUUGUAGGACGAGAACUGAAUUCACCUGUGACAUUUGCUGAUGGACGAACCUUACCAAAAGGGUUUCUAGUUGCAUUGAAUAUUUAUGGUCUUCACAGAAAUCCUGAGGUUUGGGACAAUCCUGAGGACUUUGAUCCUCUAAGAUUCUCCUUGGAAAGUUCAAAUCAUCGCCAUCCAUAUGCUUUCCUUCCUUUUGCUGCAGGGCCAAGGAACUGUAUUGGGCAACAGUUUGCUAUGAAUGAGAUGAAAGUUGCUCUUGCCUUGACACUCCUACGGUUUGAGCUUUUUCCUGAUCCUUCCAAGAUCCCCAUUCCCUUUCCACAGGUUGUCACACGGUCCAUGAAUGGGAUAUACCUGAAGCUGAAGUCUCUCCACUGAUACUUCUUUCUGUACUCUCAAUUCCUGCCAAGAAAUAUUGGUAGACACCAUGAAUUACAUAUGAUACACUAUACUUUUACUUUUUAUGAAUGUCAUCCAGGCAUACAGAAACUGGUUAAACAUACAGCACCACUUCCAAAUAUAGAACUUUUCAGUAUUUUUAGUCUGCUAUUUACUAUUGCAAUAAAAUGUUCAGUAAUUGCUUUAAAAUUCUCAAUGCAACACUUUGGAUUGUAGCUAACUGAGUUAUACUCAAGUAGACCCAUAGAAAUAAAUAAGCAUGACUAAUAUAAGUCCAUUGAUUUCACAGUCCAUUGACUCUGAAGAUGACUUAUUCGGCUACAGCUGUUUGUCUAUUACACCUGUUUAAGGUUCUAAUUAAAAAUAUAUGUAUGGAACAUUGGCCAGCACCUUCGUUUUUCAGUAAAUAUUCAACAUUAUUUUGGGUGACGGACUUUGUGGCUUAGAACAGGAUGACGUCUUACAAAUGUGCCAGCACACUUUCACUCUGAAAGCUAGGGUAGUCCAGUGGUUUGACUUGACCUGGGAGAGUGGCCACAGUCACAAUUAGUCACAAAAAUACACUGUGUGGCCUUGGGCAAAUCACUUUCCCUCACCCUUAGAAAGAAUUAGCUUCCAGGAUUUUUGGGAGGAUCAACAAUGAAUGAAAAUAAAUAAUGACACCCUUUAAUUUUCUUUUACCUGUGACCUCCCAAAGUAGUGAUGAACUAGGAUUCCUCCCAGAUUACCAGUAGCUUUCUCCUUUGCAGUCUUGUCAGACUAAUUGAGUAAAUAGUUAUUAAAGGACAGUAGUGAAGUCAUCAUCUAACCAACACCCUGUUACUGAUUCAGGAUGAGUAUUUGUCCCUGGCAAAUGCAGUGCUAGGAUGAUGGGCAUUUAAUUGUGAGAAAUUCUUUGCUACCUUGCUGUGAUUCUAGGGCAAAUGAUCUACUGUGCCUACUGAAUAGUUCUGUUUCACUGGCGGUGCUAUCUUUCUCUUGGGUUAUUUGCAAUAUAACCCCUGAAAUUACAGCACAAUAUAGCUGGAUUUUUAUUUUUAUAUAUCUUAUGUAACAGACCUAGGAAUACUUUGUUGUUUAAAAGAACAAAAGUAUACUUCAUUUGGCUUGGUAACAUCCAGGCCAUAACUAUAGUGUUGCAGCUGCACUUUUCCCUACCACUAACUGCCCUGUAGGAAGGAUCCUGAUUUCCAGUUAAUAUGUUUAUUGUAUUUUUCAAAUAUGUAAUUUAAUUGUCUUGGAAGGAUUUAUAUUCUGAAAGGUGGGAUACAAAUAAUGUAAGAAAUAAAUAAGUAAAAUCUAGGAGUUGCACAGAAGAAAUUGACUGCUUGUACAAUUUAUAGAAAUAUGUUAACCAAUUAAAGAAAUGUUGAUUAAUCUAAAUCUGCACAUACCAGCAUAUGAAUAAAACAUUUUCAUAGAAAACAACAUACUUCCUUUGAAUUAAAGGUAAAUCAUGUAUGUAUCGUGUCUUGUCUUGUCCUGACCUGAGAGCCCAUGGCUCAUACUGUCCUGAGGGUGGUUUAGACUAGUAGCAGGUAAGAGCAGGAUGAAGUAGAAGGACUUUGAAUAGCUCCAAGCAGACACCUUCUGCCAACAUAAUCUAGAACAAUGAACUUUUCAACCUUGGGGCCCCAGAUAUUGUUCAGCUACAACUCCCAUCACCCCUGCUUAGCUGGCAGUAUUAUUAUCAUUAUUAAUUAAAUUUAUACCCCACCUUAUGGCCAAAAGGCCCUCAAGGCGGCUUACAAAAACAUGAAUAUAGCAAUAUAUACAUCAAUAAAAUAAUGCAAUUCUCAAAAUUAAAUAACAAAUAACAUUAUUAAAAGAAAAGAAAAAAUAUUUAAAUGUGUCACGAUGAGAGAACCGCAUUCAGCCAGGUUUUUUAUACUAGAUAUGCUCUGCUCCGGAGGUAGGACAGUCUCAAUUUGAAAGGACACAAAUUGGCUCUUCUUCAGCUUUUUCAGGACCUGAUCUUCGUGACUCCUAAAAAUGCUGUCCUCCAUUUUGUAACUUAGAGACAAGAGACCUUUCAGUACAAAGGCUUCAGUUUCCUCUGGCUUGAUAGGCCCCCUCCCACUGCUAUAUGAUUCAGUCACUGCCCAUUCCAUGCAAAUGAGGAGGGAAACACAACCCAAGCAUGGGCCAGGUGACAUCUAUUGUCCAAAGUGACAAGAAGGGAUGUCCACAUGCCUUACCAACGCCAAAGGGAGUACUUGAUAUUGCUCAGUAGAAACGCUGCCCCAAACAAGAAGUAAAUGUAAAAUUCAGGGAGUAUUUUCUCCCUUAUGAACUUGUGUAAAUUUAAAAUCUGCUUCAGAGGCUGUAUACCCUGUACCAAUCUGUUAUUUCCAGCAAGCAAGUAGAGGCCUAUAGCAAGAUAUUGUAGCCUUAUGUUAAGCAUAGAUUCAAUAUGUAUUUGCUAGUGAACCUAAAGGCUUGUAUCCCCCUUUCAGGCCCCUGCAUUCCAUAAUCAUCUGAAAACCUAAGCUAGGAAAGGGCAUGAUGACCUGCCCAGUAUAAUGCUGGGAAUGCACCUUGUUAGUAGAGAGGCAUCAAAGGAGCCCAAUUAGGCAUAUAUUCAAUAAUAUGUUAUGAACAAGGUGUUUUAUAGUUAGCUUAAGCCUAGGUUGUAUUAUCAAAGUAGGUCAAUAAAUCAAGGGACGGCUAAUGAGCAGUUGCUUGAUAGAUGGACGAGUCAAAGGACGGUCAGAAGAAGGAUAGUUUGGAUAGUAUGCCAACUGCUUGUUAGCAGAGAUGGGAGUGAAGAUACAGUCAACAUAUAGUUUGUCAAGGAUGGGUGCCAGGGUAUUUCCAUAUAGUGUUCUAGCAAUCAGUUGGCUUUUGAAGAUGCUCUAUGAGAAGGUCAAAAACCCAAUUAUCAGUGUUAUGCUGUAACGUUUAAUGCAUGAAAAAUAUUAUUUGUGUAUGUAACCCUGCCAAUAAUUGUAUGUAAUCAUGCCAAUGCCACAUGCUAGCUUCAAUACUAUAAAAGUGUUGCGUGUGCCCAAUGGGGUGUUCAGUCUGAGCCAGCUACUGCAGAGCUGCGGACUGUUCCACUUUUAUUGGGCUACUUGGCUGUAUGCUUGUAAGUUACUCAAUAAAUUUUAACUCUUUGUAAGCAAA